Molecule: messenger RNA, 1383 nt
Organism: Aspergillus costaricaensis CBS 115574
Lineage: Eukaryota; Fungi; Ascomycota; Eurotiomycetes; Eurotiales; Aspergillaceae
Product: aminotransferase class I/II-fold pyridoxal phosphate-dependent enzyme
Exons: 3
Coding region: 1-1383 (460 amino acids)
Biological process (GO): biosynthetic process
Molecular function (GO): pyridoxal phosphate binding
Source: RefSeq, a predicted model, not a curated record
AUGUACGCCGACCGCAUGCUCACCCAAUGGCUGCAAGACCACAAGCCCCGCGCAACAAGCAUGAAACACCAACCAGCCUUCUACCGCAACCUUGAACAAGCCAUGGACCUCGCCCGCGCCGACCACAGCCUCUUCGUCGCCAAGCCCCGCUGGGACGACUCCGUCCUCGACUUCACCUCCAGCGACUUCCUCUCCUUCAACCGCACCGGCCGCAUCCGUGAAGCAUUCCAGGGCGAGCUAAGCCAGUACGAGGACUUCCGGCUCAGUGCCUCGGGUUCCCGCGUCCAGUACGGCAACUACGACUACCUCAUCCAGACGGAGAAGGAGAUUGCGGCGUUCCAUGGCGCCGAGACAGCAUAUAUCGCGCAUUCCGGGUACAUGGCCAAUGCGGGGACUGUGGCGGCUGUGACGCUGCCUGGGGAUGCGAUUGUUUACGAUGAGGCGGUCCAUGCGAGUACGCAUGAGGGGAUGAAGGCUUCGCUGGCCCAGCACCGGUUGGCGUUUCGGCAUAAUGAUCCGGAUUCGCUAAGGGGGGUUCUUGGGGAGGUGAAGGGGUAUCCGGGGUUUGCGGAGGGCCACUUUUCGAUUCUCAUUGCGGUUGAAUCAGUGUAUAGUAUGGAUGGGGAUAUUUGUCCGCUCGAGGAGAUGUUGCAGAUGGUCAAGGACCUGUUUCCGCUUGGGAAUGCGCAGUUCAUCAUCGAUGAGGCUCAUAGUAAUGGGGUGAUGGGGCCGAGGGGGGCAGGGCUGGUUAAUAUGUUGGGGCUGGAGAAGGAGAUUGCGAUUCGCAUCCAUAUGUGCAGUAAAGCGUUGGGGUCGACUGGAGGUGUGAUCCUCUGCAACAAGACGAUUCGAGAUCGGCUGAUCAGCAAUGCCCGGUUUGCCAUCUACAGCGGCGCACCGUCGUUCCCCAUGGUGGCGUCCAUGCGCGCUGGGUACCGCUUGCUGGAGAAUAACGAGGCCGAAGAGCCAAUACAGAAAGUCCAGAGCAGUGUCCGGCACUUUCUCGAAACCAUCACCGCCCAUCCGGUAUGGGAUGAAGCCGUGGACCAGGGGAUCCUCAACAUUCCCCUCGCCGAGGACUACGAGAGCAUCGAGCACCUCACUCACAUAGUGCCGGUACUGACUCGUCCAAAACACGAGCUGUACCUCUUCUUCCAUCUGAUGAUCAACAAUAUCAACGCUUAUAACAUAUCCUUCCCGGUAGUACCGAAAGGGAAAAGUCGGGUGCGCCUGGUCUUCCACGCCCAUAAUGAUCUGGAUCAAGCGGAGAAGUUGGCAAAUACCAUUUGCGAGUGGGCUCAGGAAAUGUUGGUGAUUGAGGACGGCCAGACAGACAAUGUCUUGCCGAGUGCGGCACGCCGGGUGUAUGCCAUGAAUACUUGA